Molecule: messenger RNA, 3002 nt
Organism: Linepithema humile (Argentine ant)
Lineage: Eukaryota; Metazoa; Arthropoda; Insecta; Hymenoptera; Formicidae
Biological process (GO): modulation of chemical synaptic transmission; monoatomic ion transport; synaptic transmission, glutamatergic
Cellular component (GO): plasma membrane; postsynaptic density membrane
Molecular function (GO): glutamate receptor activity; transmitter-gated monoatomic ion channel activity involved in regulation of postsynaptic membrane potential
Source: RefSeq, a predicted model, not a curated record
UUGUGUUCGGAUUUAGAGUCGCGUGUUGCGCGAGGUUCGGUAAAGCACGCGUGUUAAAAGUUUCUCAUCUCAGGUAGAGCCAGCCGCAUCAUCGCAUUUUGGAAUAAUCGCAAAAUGGUGACCAAGCGUCUGUUGGUCUUGUUGCUGAUAUUCCUGUCAUGCGUGUGCGUAUCGUGUUUUCCGAAAAGAGUUCAUAUAGCGGGACUGUUCCACGAAGAUGAAGCCAUCCAGCGGACGUUCGAAUCAUCGGUAAAAGCGAUCAACAAAGAAAGGCAUGAGAAUGAAGAACUCUCAAACGUUUACCUGAUACCAGAAACAUUUGAAAUUGAAAUGGACCCGUUUGAGGUAGCGGUAAAAGUAUGCGACCUGGUAAACGGAGUGGGCAUAGUUGGGAUCUUCGGACCGCAGGAAAAAGAGUCUGCAGAGCACGUGCAAAGCAUAUGCGAUACCAUGGAAAUACCACAUAUCUCGAUACGACAGGAUUCUGGUCAACCGCUUCACCUACGUGGAUUAGGUCUGAAUCUAUACCCGCACGUGAGCGCUUUAUCACGAAUAUAUGACCAACUCGUCACUGAAUUCGAAUGGAAAGCCUUUGCAGUACUGUACGAGAACACCGACAGUCUGAUUCGUCUACAUCUCCUGCUGAAACGUUGGGACGCCCAAGGCAACUCUGCUUUCGUAUACCAUUUAGGCUACGGACCAAACUAUAGGCAAGCGAUGCAGGAAAUCAAAAUAUCGGACAUCGAGAAUAUUAUCAUCGAUUGUUCAUCCGAUAUACUUGAAGAGGUUCUCAGACAGGCCCAACAAGUUGGCAUAUUGUCCAACAGACACAGAAUAAUUGUGACUUCUCUGGAUCUGCAAACCUUGGAUUUAGAGCCAUAUCAAUAUUCCGGCGUCAAUUUCACUGGCUUGCGUCUAAUUGAUCCUGAAGAUCCGAUAGUGCAACAAACUUUGGACAAGCAUAAAAACGAAUGGGGCUUAGAUGAUCCUUCGCAGCUAAGAGUCGAACCUGCGCUCAUGUAUGACGCCGUGCAAUUAUUCGCAAGAGCUUUCAAGCAAUUGAAGGAUGCUACCAAAGGCGACGUCAAGAAAUUGCAAUGCGAUGGUAGUGACAGGUGGGAACACGGACUGAGUUUGAGCAACUUUAUGCGGUCGACAGAGACGAGAGGAUUGACAGGUCUUGUCAAGUUUGAUAGAGAUGGCUUUCGAAGCAACAUACAAUUAGAUAUAGUGCAUUUAACCGAAAAUGGUCUGACGAAGAUCGGCGUGUGGAACAGUACACCGGGAAACAGCAUCAAUUGGGUAUCGGAUAACACGAAGAGUACACAAAUUGAACAAAGCUUGCAAAACAAGACAUUCAUAGUUUUAAUAUCCUUGACGCAUCCGUACGGCUACCAAAAGGAAUCUUGGACAAAACUCAUUGGCAACGAUCGUUAUGAAGGCUUUGCGAUCGAUAUCAUACAACAGAUCAGCGAAAUACUCGGCUUCAAUUACACUUUGCAAGUGGAAUCUGAUUAUGGAUCAUUAAAGAACGGGAAAUGGUCGGGGAUGCUUGGUAAAAUUAUGUCGGAUGAAGCGGAUCUUGCCAUCACAGAUUUGACCAUCACAUCUGUACGAGCAAGUGCAGUCGAUUUUACAAUGCCGAUCAUGAAUUUAGGAAUAAGUUUAUUAUAUCGCAAGCCGACAAAGACCCCUCCAAGUUUAUUGUCGUUUUUAUCACCGUUUUCGAAUGAUGUGUGGAUAUACUUGAUUGGCGUCUACAUAGUAGUCUCGCUUACCAUUUUCGUUGCGGGAAGACUUUGUCCCGCCGAAUGGAAUAACCCUUACCCUUGCAUCGAGGAAGCCGAGGAGCUUGAGAAUCAAUUCACCCUCAAGAACUCGUUUUGGUUCGCGAUUGGCGCUAUCAUGCAACAAGGAAGUGAGAUCGCACCCAUUGGUAUUUCGACGAGGAUGAUGGCUUCCUUUUAUUGGUUCUUUUGCCUGAUCAUCGUCUCUUCAUACACGGCUAAUUUGGCUGCGUUCUUGACCGUGGAAACCGUGACAUCGCCUUUCGACAAUGUCGAAGAAUUAGCUCGUAAAAAAACGAUUAAAUAUGGUGCAAAAUAUAAAGGAGCCACUUUCAAUUUCUUCAAAGAUAGCAAUCAUUCAACCUACCGACAGAUGUAUGAAUAUAUGCUCGCAAAUAUGGAUGACGUACUGCCAUUCGAAAAUGACGCUGGCGUGAAAAAAGUGAAAGAGGAAGAUUAUGCUUUUCUAAUGGAAUCCAGCUCGAUCGAGUACAUUGUAGAACGAGAAUGCGAGUUGACACAAAUUGGAGGCCUGCUGGAUGAGAAAGGCUAUGGCAUCGCUAUGAAAAGACAUUCGCCGUAUCGACACAAUUUUAACAGUGCCAUUUUAAAAUUAUCUGAAGGUGGUUUGAUAACAGAGAUGAAGAAAAAGUGGUGGACGCAAAAAAGAGGUGGAGGCAAAUGUCGGGAAAACGGUGGAGCUAGCUCAGCAGAAGAGCUUGAUCUCGAUAACGUGGGUGGUGUAUUCUUGGUUCUAACAGUUGGCGUUGCUCUCUCUACUGUGUACACCGUAAUCGAGUUACUUUGGGACGUUGCCCAAACAUCCAUCCGAGAAAAUGUGUCCUUCAAGGAUAAAUUAAUAAGCGAGGUGAAAUUUAUCUUGAAGUGCAGCGGUUCUAAACCGGUGCAAAGAAAGAAUGGAUUGUCCAGCAAAAGCGGAAAUGGCAGUACCAGAGAAUGCACCCCUCCGUAUGCUUUUGUACCGACAGUAAUAAGAACGUCACCAUCUGACGACAAAUAACGAUGACAUAAGUAUUGGAUAAUUAAAGUCGUUUACACAGAUUUACUAUUUUAUUGUUUACAAUGAUGUGUGAUAUCGAAUAAAACUUUAAACCAGCACAAGUUAUAUCGUAAGCAAUCUUACGCAUUUUAGAACACUUGUAUCGAACAAACGAAUCGUAAGUAAUAAAUAAUAUAUAGAACUGUUUUCACAAA